Messenger RNA from Kalmanozyma brasiliensis GHG001, 426 nucleotides. Its product is annotated as Glutathione-dependent formaldehyde-activating enzyme/centromere protein V. The record is from RefSeq and is a predicted model, not a curated record. Gene Ontology annotation, molecular function: carbon-sulfur lyase activity. The transcript has 4 exons. The coding region runs from base 1 to 426 and encodes 141 amino acids. Lineage: Eukaryota; Fungi; Basidiomycota; Ustilaginomycetes; Ustilaginales.
AUGCCUAUCACUGGAUCCUGCUUGUGCGGCAACGUCAAGAUCACCGUCAACGAUGGCGGGCUGCCGCUCAAGCCUGUCGUGUGUCGUUGCACCAACUGUCAACAGACGGCUGGAUCGGUCUUCUCCCUCGUAGCCCUGCUUCCCAAGGAGCACGUUGAGAUUUCGGGCGAGACAACAGCCUACCGAGACGACACGACUAGUAGCGGGAACCACUCCUUCCGUCGUUUCUGCCCCACGUGCGGUAGUCCCGUCCAGACCGUCUCCCCCUCGCGCGACACGCUGGCCAUCAUCAAGAUGGGUCUCUUCGCCAAGUCCUCCGCCUGGGGAAAGGAGAUCCAGCCUCCCCAAUCGCAGAUUUUCACGCGCAACAAGAAGGACUGGGAGCCCCUGGUCGAAGGUAGUGCCGUCGUCGACGGUGCUCCUUGA